Molecule: messenger RNA, 2619 nt
Organism: Hyalella azteca
Lineage: Eukaryota; Metazoa; Arthropoda; Malacostraca; Amphipoda; Hyalellidae
Gene: Nop60B
Product: H/ACA ribonucleoprotein complex subunit DKC1
Exons: 9
Coding region: 111-1685 (524 amino acids)
Biological process (GO): mRNA pseudouridine synthesis; rRNA pseudouridine synthesis; snRNA pseudouridine synthesis
Cellular component (GO): box H/ACA snoRNP complex
Molecular function (GO): RNA binding; pseudouridine synthase activity
Source: RefSeq, a predicted model, not a curated record
CUCGGAUGCCCGCGACACGUGCUUGAGAAUUCUGUGCCGGUAGAUGCUAUUGCGUUUAGGUUAUAUGUUUGUUUUCUCUGAACAAGAAAUUUUAUCAUAGUUAUUGAAGAAUGGAAUGUGUUUUAGAUACAGAAGGGGAUGGUGUCCUUGGACAGUCUCCAAAGAAGAGCAAGAAGAACCAAAAUGUAGCAAUGCAGCAGCAGAAGCAAAGCAUGAAAGUGGCCCCUUCAUCUGUCCCUGGCAUGGUCCUCUCAGCAGAGCACUGGCCACUGCUGCUUAAGAAUUUUGACAAGAUGAAUGUAAGAACAAAUCACUUCACUCCGCUGGAUUCAGGCUGCUGUCCUCUGCGACGGCCCAUCACUGAGUACAUCAAAAGUGGCAUCAUCAAUCUGGAUAAGCCUUCCAACCCUUCCUCCCAUGAGGUUGUUGCCUGGAUCAAGAGAAUCCUCAAAGUUGAGAAGACAGGUCACUCGGGCACACUAGAUCCCAAAGUAACAGGUUGUCUCUUGGUGUGCAUUGAGAGAGCCACGCGGCUCGUCAAGUCUCAACAGACUGCCGGCAAGGAAUACGUCUGCAUCUUCAGACUACACGAGCCUGUUGAAGAAUCAAGAGUUAAGCAGAUGAUCACCAGAUUAUUGGGCGCACAGUUCCAACGCCCGCCUCUUAUAUCUGCCGUCAAGAGACAGCUCCGCAUCAGGAAAAUUAAGUCUAUAUCGCUCAUAGAAUAUGACGCUAAAAACAGCUUAGGCAUCUUCCACACGGCGUGCGAGGCCGGUACAUACGUGCGGACGAUGUGCGUGCACUUAGGCCUCUACCUCGGCGUGGGCGGACACAUGCAGGAGCUGCGGCGCGUGCGCUCAGGCCACCACGGUGAGGAAGAUGGCCUCGUCACCAUGCACGACGUGCUCGACGCUAAGUGGGAGUUUGAUCACAACCAAGACGAGGCGGCAUUGCGUCGCGUCAUCCGACCCCUCGAAAGCCUCCUGACGCAGCACAAGCGCAUCAUCAUGAAGGACUCGGCCAUCAAUGCUAUCUGCUAUGGUGCCAAGAUUAUGCUGCCUGGUGUGCUACGGUACGAUGACGGCAUCGGCAUGAAUGAUGAGAUUGUGUUAGUGACCACCAAGGGCGAGGCCAUCUGUCUAGCCAUCGCCCUCAUGACCACCUCCACCAUGUCCUCAUGUGACCACGGCGUCGUGGCCAAGAUCAAACGGGUUGUUUUGGAGAGAGACACAUACCCAAGAAAGUGGGGACUUGGCCCCAAGGCUUCGAUGAAGAAGACGAUGAUCAGGGAAGGUUUGCUGGACAAACAUGGCCGCCCCAACGACAAGACGCCUCCUGCCUGGAUUAGCGGCUACACGGACUACCGCAGCAAGACCGAGACCGGCCCUGGCAUUGCUCCUGAGUCUGCAGCUCCUACAACUGUCGCUCCGGCUUCUGCAGCGCCUGUCAUCAAAUCUGAACCCUUAGAUCGUGCCGAGAAGAAAAGAAAAAGACACGGCAGUGGCGACAGCGGGGCCGCCGCCUCUGACGUGCCGGCCUCUGAUUCCGAGAAGAAGAAAAAGAAGAAGAAAAAGAAAAGUAAAACCGAAGAAGCGGAGGUGGCCACGGCUGUGGAGGAUGUGGUUAACGAGAACGGCGAAAAAAAGAAGAAAAAGAAGAAGAAGAAAGAAAAGACGGAAGAAUAAAUACUCAUUGAUUAAUAUUCCACAGAAACAAAUAUUUUCAAUCGUGUCCCACUAUUGUUUCCUUUUAUUUUCUUCGUAUUUUUACUAUCAUUUAACUAAUGAAUUAAUAUUGCAGGUUCUUGCUUUCAAACACCAUGAUGCUCUUAUGCGAUUACCUCUAUUGUUGUACAAAACAUUUUCACUUGACUGACAAUCAUUUGUAAUUUGAGCACUCAUGGUUUUUUUUUUCUAAGUCGUUUUAAUGCGUAAAAAUUUUGACUGUUUGGAAAAUUCAGAUGCAAUUUUCAUGCUACUGGGCAAGUACCUAACAUUUGCUUAGUUUAACGGAUGAAUAUUUGUGUACAAAGCACAAGAUUUGUGGUUUUUAAUUGCGGUAUGUGGUACAGAAGUCUGGUAUGUCGGUCUUGUUUCAGCAAGACCGACAUGCGCCGGCGUGGAUGCAUCUUCAUGGUCAUAAAUUAACUGCUUCAAAGCCGUUUUCUACGCUGCAAGACCUAAAAAAUUAUGAGAUACGUUUGUGUUGGUGAUAUGGUUUGAAACACUUAGCUCGCCCUUAGUCGUUCAGCAAAUAUUUUAAGUGAAACUUUGACUGAUUUUUUUUUGCAAAAAAUUCGACCUUUUCAGAAAAAAUUUCUGUUAUGUUUCUCGCUAUGUGAUGUGACAGACCAAGCUACAUCUUAGAAACAUUUUAAAGCAAGUGUACUAACACGAGCCGCAUGUGUUUUGAGAUAACACUUGGUAUUCGGGAACAUAAACCGUCACCAAUGCCAUUUAUAUCUGAAUGUCUGGUGUCGGGAGUUCCGUCAAUAGACGGAGGCUCAAGUAUUGGCUGGAGCUGACAGUAACGGGGGGCCGUGGACGCUGUGCAGGCGAUGCUUGAAUAAGUCUUGCUGUCGCCGGCUUUUUUGUUCAACAAUAAAUGCCAGCGAAGAGA